Messenger RNA from Tupaia belangeri chinensis (Chinese tree shrew), 2307 nucleotides. RefSeq names its product cilia and flagella associated protein 100 (gene CFAP100). The record is from RefSeq and is a predicted model, not a curated record. The coding region runs from base 148 to 2157 and encodes 669 amino acids. NCBI's taxonomy places the organism in Eukaryota, Metazoa, Chordata, Mammalia, Scandentia, Tupaiidae. Gene Ontology annotation, cellular component: ciliary basal body. The transcript is spliced from 18 exons.
GGCGAAGAAUGGUUGCCUUGGAGACGUAAACCCAGGGCCCAGGGUGCGGAGCGGAGAAGGUCUGCGCACUGAGGCGUCCGAGGGAGACCCGUGAGGACCACCUUUAGCCAAGGGAAGUCCCACGCCAACGUGUUGCUCCUGGCCAGGAUGUCCAAGGCGCUGAGUGCCGUGACCCCCAAGAGCACGCCCUAUGACAAGAACAGCCCAGGCUCCACCGAUAGCCCUUCUCCAGUCUUUGAGGAAAACCCGAAGAGAGAGGCGAGAAAGGGAAAAGCGGCUGCCAAAGCUCCAGAGCGCUCGGCGAAUCCUUUCCACAUGUCUGGGGAUGUGGAUUUCUUCCUGCUCAGAGAUCAGGAGCGCAAUAAGGCCAUCUUGGAACGUGAGCAGAAGAAGAACAUGCGUGUGCACGAGAAGAUGACCUCCUCCUCCAGGGUGUCCACCAAGCAUACCAACCUGCGGAGAGAGCUGAAGCUGGAGGAUGAGGCCCAGGACCAGGAGCUGUUGGCCGAGGCCGAGCGGCUGCGUGCCUUCCAUGACAACACGGCCUGGAAGCUCACCGUGACCAGAGACAAGAAGGUGAGGUCUGACAGCACACGGAGCUACGUUGACCAGAAGCGCCAGAUGUUCCUCAUCCAGCAUGCCCUGGACAUGAAGCGGAAUGAGAUCCAGAGGCUGGAAAUGCUGGCCAGCCAGGAAGAGGCCAAGCUGGAGCGGGCUGAGAAGGCGCUGGAGAGGGAUGCUGCCCUGUUCGACGAGUUUCUCCGGGAGAACGACCGCAGCUCCGUGCAGGCCAUGCGAGUGGCUGAGAAGGAGACCAAAGCCAAGGUGGAGAAGAUCAUCGAGAUCCGGGACCUCUCUUCCCAGAUCAUGAAUAUCAAGAGUGAUAUCUCCAAAUUUGAGGACACUCUGGAGCACUACAAGGUCUACCAGGAGUUCCUGUACAAGCUGUCACCCAAGGAGUGGUUCGAAGAACAGGAGAAGCGCUUGGCUCUCAGAAAGGCCAAGGAGGUGCCCGAGGCUCCCUUGGAGAGCAGCGUGGACAAAGGCACAGAGGCCAAGGACAAGGCGGGCCCCCCAUGGUCCAGAGAGACUCCAGGCACAAAGAAGCCCGCCAAGCCCCCACAGGCCAUGAGGCCGAAGCAGGCCACAGCCCCCAGUGGCAGGAAACCGCAGCCACCCGCCUUCAUCCUGGGCUCUUGGAAGGGCAUCUUCCGGGCCGGCAGUGCCGAGGGGCCCUGGAGCAGGAGGGAGGCCUAUGGGCCUUGCCACUGUGACAACUGUGAGGCAGCACAGGUGAGGGGGGACAGGGCCACGCAUAGCCGCCUCCAGGUGUGUGCCCUCCCUGCUCACCUGACCACGCAGGCCAGUCUCUGGGCUCUGAGCCCGCUGUCCCUUUACAGGUCGAGCUCCACCCCCCUCUCCACGCAGGAGGACGUGGACAGCGAGGACAGUGAGGAGCUGCAGCUAUAUUUCACAGAGCCCCAGCAGCUCCUGGACGUCUUCACAAAGCUGGAGGAGCAGAACCUGUCGCUGAUCCAGAACACACAGGAGAUGGAGGAGACCCUGGAGGAGCUCAACCUCACCCUGAAGAACACCCAGAUCCGCAUGGACCGGGAGGUCAACCAGCUAAAGCAGUGGAUCGCCACAAUGAUGACAUCCAUCAUGAAGGAGGAGGAGACAGCCGCCGAGCUAGAGCUUAAGUCCCGAGUCUUCCACUUCGGAGAGUACAAGGGUGCUCAGCAGGACAAGCUGCUGGAGAGCCUGAACCACAAGGUGCUGGACGUGUACCGGCACUGCGUGGGCGCCCCACAGGAGGGCAGCCUGGGCACCGUGCAGAUGCUGACCGUCAUCGAGCACCAGCUGGACGAGCUGCUCGAGAACCUGGAGCGCGUGCCCCAGGCCAAGAUCGAGCAGGCCGAGAAGGCCAAGGAGAAGGAGCGGCGCACGAGGCUUCGGGAAGAGAAGGUCCAGCUGCAGAAACAGCUGCAGGAGGAGCGCAUGCAGCGGGCCCGGGCUCGGGCCCAGGCCGAGAUCAAGAAGAGGAGAGGGAGAAGGCUGCUUUGCCGCUCUCGGCCUCCCGCUCUCAAGUUCAAGGAGACAUCUGAGUACAGGACGCUGGACAAGGACAAGGAGCAGCAGCUGUUCUUCUUCACGUAACCUCGGCAGUGCCCAGGCCGGCCGGCAGCAGGGGCGGGGCGGGCGGGCGGCUGGCCAUCGCUGGCCCUCGUGUCCUCACUCGGAUAGAAUAAAUCGUAUUGCUGUCUUGAAGUCCUGUUGGAGGGAGCUGGCAGGUGGCCGCUGUCCCCA